This is a messenger RNA of Zingiber officinale, 1740 nucleotides long. Its product is annotated as magnesium transporter MRS2-A, chloroplastic-like. The coding region runs from base 269 to 1654 and encodes 461 amino acids. The transcript is spliced from 13 exons. Gene Ontology annotation, biological process: magnesium ion transport. NCBI's taxonomy places the organism in Eukaryota, Viridiplantae, Streptophyta, Magnoliopsida, Zingiberales, Zingiberaceae. The record is from RefSeq and is a predicted model, not a curated record. Gene Ontology annotation, molecular function: magnesium ion transmembrane transporter activity.
GAGUGGUCCAGGUUUUGUCGAUCGAGCUCCUCCACGCAAAUUUGAAGCUUCAAUUCCAGUUCCAUGGCCGCGGUUUGCCUGGCUCUCGUUGCUCCUCCGCUCCGAUCCGUCCUUGUCGGUGGAUUCUUCGCUUCCCAUCUCAUCUUCCUCUGUGACGGCGACAUCGAUCGUGACGAUCCCCGGAUCAGAUGCCUUCCUUGCGGAUUCGGCGAUCUCCGUCGAAGAGGUGAAGUAUCAUUCCUUCACAUGCUCCUCCUCCAUCGCUCGAAUGGCCGCCGCUUCCUCGUCCCUCUUCCUCCUCUUCUUGAAUCUGCCUCAUCUGCUUCAGCAUCACCGAAGGCCUCAUUGUCCCGCGCUGUGUCUUCACUCGAAGAACCCCAUCAAAAGGACGAAGCUUCGCUUCCCCGCCUCCCUUAGCCCUAUUCUUUCGCCUUUGAGGCAGAAGCUCACGCCGCCGAGGCCGGAGGCGGUGGCGGAUGACGACGGUGCCGGGGCUGUCGCCCGGGAGGAACUGGACGAGGCAGAGUACUUGGCGGACGAUGGCGGCGGCAGUAACGGUGCGGGUCAUGCCGUUGGGGCUCGUCCUCGGCACGGAUCUACGCGGCUUCGGAGGAGUUCGGGGUCUGUGGAGUUGAUCUCGCUGGGGAUCAGAGAGCCCGUCUAUGAGGUUAUAGAAGUAAAAUCUGAUGGAACAAUGUCCACAAAAAAGAUUAGUCGGAGACAGUUAUUGAAGUCAAGUGGUCUUCGGCCAAGAGAUAUCAGGAGUGUUGACCCAUCAUUGUGGUUGAUGAACUCAAUGCCUUCUUUGCUCGUAAGGGAACAGGCUAUAUUGUUGAAUCUCGGGACCUUACGAGCAAUUGCUAUGCAUGAAUGCGUUCUUAUAUUUGACUAUAACCGUAAAGGUGGAAAGAACUUUCUAAAAUCAUUAUUGUCUCGCUUAAAUCCCAGAAACAUGAACAUCAGCUGUGCAAUGCCUUUUUCCCUGGAGGUUGUUGAAGCUGCAUUACUCUCUCGCAUACAAGGGUUGGAAGAGAAACUUAUGGAGGUUGAACCCCGUGUGGUGGCAUUACUUCAAGUUCUACCCAACAAACUAACAGCUGAUGUGCUAGAACAGCUUCGUCUCAGUAAACAAACCUUGGUUGAGCUUGGCUCGAAGGCAGGCGCUUUAAAGCAGAUGCUACUUGAUCUUUUAGAGGACCCUGAUGAGAUACGACACAUAUGCAUAAUGGGAUGGAAAAGUACAAUCAAGCGUGAAACUGGCGACGAGGAAUGCUCCAUUCUAUGGGACAAACAGAUUGCUGAAGAAGAAGAAGAAGAGAUUGAAAUGCUCUUGGAGAAUUGUCUUCAAAGAUGUGAAUCGUGCCAUGGGCAAGCAGAGAGACUUCUUGAUUCUGCUAAAGAAACAGAAGAUUCCAUUUCUGUGAACUUAAGUUCCCGUCGACUCGAAGUUAGUAGAGUGGAGCUGCUUCUCCAAGUUGGAACAUUCUGUGUAUCCGUAGGUGCUUUAGUGGCAGGAAUAUUUGGCAUGAACUUGAAGUCGUACCUUGAGGAGAAACUGUGUGCAUUUUGGCUGACGACGGCUGGGAUAAUAAUUGGUGCAGUGGCUGCAUUUUUCAUUGUUUACUCCUAUCUCAAAUCUAGAAGAGUAUUGUAACCUUAACCAUUUUUCAGUCGAUUUUUUCUUGUAUAGCAUGUUUUUUUCUCCAUAAAUAAGCUUUCUAAAAUGGUAAUUUCAAACAA